Molecule: messenger RNA, 1386 nt
Organism: Sturnus vulgaris (Common starling)
Lineage: Eukaryota; Metazoa; Chordata; Aves; Passeriformes; Sturnidae
Source: RefSeq, a predicted model, not a curated record
UUGGCCACCAGACCAGACCUACUCAGCUCCCCACUCCACAGGGUCUCAACAGAGACAGCAUGGCUGCUCAUCACUACAGUCCUCUGUUCUUCAUGUCCGUGCUGGCCCUGCUAUCCCCGCUUCUUGCUCUGCACAUUGAAAACCUGGAGAGAUUGAAAGUAAAUUUAGAUGAAAUUGUUAAUAUCCAUUCCAACGGGCCUCUUCCUGGUGAAGCUGGAGGGAUCAUCCAGAACCGGGCAGCUGACCCUCAGCAGGAACAGGGCCGCAGUGGUUGGCCCAAGGACUGCAGUGAGCUCCCUGCUAGCAGCCCCAGUGGCAUCUACAUCAUUCAGCCCACAGAACAGCAAACCAUUGUUGUCUACUGUGAGAUAAGCAAGGAGGAUGGAGGCUGGACUGUUAUCCAGAGGAACAAUAAAGAUACACCAGUCAGCUGGGAUGAGUCCUGGAGCACCUACAAACACGGCUUUGGGAAUGUGCACACUGAGUUCUGGCUGGGCACCGAGUACAUCCACCAGAUCACCAGGCAGAAGGUCUAUCAGGUCAGGUUUGUCAUCUGGGAUUCUUCAAACAACAAGAAGUUCGCAGACUACAACCUGUUCAGCCUGGAUGAUGAGUCCCAGGGCUACCAGCUGAGGCUGGGAGCGCACUCAGGGACAGCAGAGGAUGCCAUGGCCUCCAAGGGCACGACCACCAUGCACGAUAACAUGAAAUUCUCUGCUAAAGAUCGAGAUCAGGACACUUCUAGUGGGAACUGUGCUGCCAGCUCCGGGGGCGGGUGGUGGUACUCGGCGUGUUACUCUGUGCGUCUGAACUACAAAGGGGCCCUGACAUGGGGCAACCUUUGCCCAGGGAACUGCAGAGCCUCAGCCAUCCUCAUCAAGCCCACCACCUACUGCUAGUUGCAUUUUCAUUUCCUUUCUGUCCAACUUGGGGCUUCUUCUGGCUCUCCAAAGAAUUGGAACAAAGCAAAACCAAACUGGGUGUUCCACGGGGUCUUUGCAGAGGUUGGUCAUAUGUAGCUACUGAAUAAAAUAAGGCAUUUUCCACUUCUUCUUCCUCCUGUAGAUUUUCUCUACUUCUCAGCUGCGCCUGUGUCCUCUAGUUCAGAGUCAGAUAAUUUUAAUUGCAUUAAUAAUAGAAACAGUCUCCUGGAAACUCAGAAGUUUCCAUGCUGGUAGUGUGUUUCAUGUAACAUGUGAAAUGGUCAACCCAGUAGACUUCUGUGGUGUUGUCAAUUAUUUUACAUCUUUAGUUUCAGGAAAACAACCUAAUUUUGCUGACGAUCUUGCUCAAAUACUAAAGUGUACAGGCAACUUGCCACUCCGAACCUCCUGCAUGUAACGCUUAAUAGAUGUUAAAUAGUCAAAUAAAUUGGUAUUCAAAGAA